This is a messenger RNA of Encephalitozoon intestinalis ATCC 50506, 333 nucleotides long. Its product is annotated as ribosomal protein L31e domain-containing protein. The transcript has a single exon. NCBI's taxonomy places the organism in Eukaryota, Fungi, Microsporidia, Unikaryonidae. Gene Ontology annotation, biological process: cytoplasmic translation. The coding region runs from base 1 to 333 and encodes 110 amino acids. Gene Ontology annotation, molecular function: structural constituent of ribosome. The record is from RefSeq and is a predicted model, not a curated record. Gene Ontology annotation, cellular component: ribosome; cytosolic large ribosomal subunit.
AUGUGGUCCAAAAUCGAAGAGAACCAGACAGUGGAGAUGACAGUAAACCUAAGGAAAAUAUGCACCGCCAUUCCAUGGUCGAAAAAGGCGCCCAAAGCUGUUAAAGCACUGAAAAGAGAGAUACAGAAGCACUUUAGGGAAAAGAUUGGGGUGGUUAUAACUAGCGAUCUCAACAACUUCAUACAUUCACGCGGAAGCAAGAAGAUUCCAAAUAAGGUUAGAGUUAGAGUCACUAAAGAGACAAGCUUGAAGAAUGCGGAGGAGAAUGUGCUAAAAACAGAUUUAGUCGUGGUAGGAUCUUUCAAGAACCUUAAGGAGGUUAUUGUCGAUUAA